This is a messenger RNA of Siniperca chuatsi (mandarin fish), 3201 nucleotides long. Its product is annotated as lanC-like protein 3. The transcript is spliced from 5 exons. Gene Ontology annotation, biological process: carbohydrate metabolic process; peptide modification. NCBI's taxonomy places the organism in Eukaryota, Metazoa, Chordata, Actinopteri, Centrarchiformes, Sinipercidae. Gene Ontology annotation, cellular component: plasma membrane. Bases 315 to 1538 code for a protein of 407 amino acids. The record is from RefSeq and is a predicted model, not a curated record.
AGAACAUGGAAAUACUCAAAGUACCUGAAAUUAGUACUUAAGUACAGUACUUGAGUAAAUGUAUUUGGUUACUUUCACUAAAAGUGAAGCUGUGCAGGUCACUGCAGGCAGACAGGCUGCAGGUCCCAUCAGCCAAUGUGAGGCUGAUCCAUCACUGCUGACAUCCAAUCAGCUGAGGGCUGAUGGGACUGGAUCAAUGAAUGUGUUGUCUCCUCUCACACCCUUGGACACCCUGAGUGUAGCAGUGUAUCACAGAUCUGUGUUAUUAGCGUGGGCCUGCACGUUGUGCUGUUUCUACCGUCUGUUCAUCGGUGAUGGAAAACACGCGCUGCUUUGCCAACCGCUUCUCUGACUGCAACGAUGCGCUGCUCCCGGAUCAGUGCGCUCAGGCCGCCGUGCCCACCAUCGUCGCCACCGUCGAUAAAGUCCUGAAAAAGGUUCCCGUCGACAUCAGCGACUGCGACGGAGGGCUGUACGAUGGCCCGGCCGGGGUGGCUUACAUGCUGUAUCACGUCAGCGAGUGCCCGCUGUUCUCCGAGCAGCGGGACGUCUACCUGAAGACGGCCAAGCAGAUCAUCGACGUGUCGGUCAGAUACGUGGAUGCUGAGCCGGAUAAGAACAUGCGCGCCGCCUUUCUGCUCGGCGGGGCGGGCAUCUACGCGGUGGCCGCGAUGAUAUACAAAUCCCUGGGCUUGGCUGAUUUCGUUAAGCCGCUGACCAAAUUUCGUAACCUGUGGGAGGUGUGCGCGCCCAUCAGUUUUCUGGAGUGCGGCUCGGACGAGCUGUUUGUGGGGCGGGCUGGGUACCUGUGUGCCGCCCUGGUCCUCAGGCAGAAGCUGGGCAUAGAGAUUUUGAGCAAAGAUCAAAUCAAAUCAAUUUGCCAGGCCAUCAUCGAGUCAGGAAAACAGUAUGCCAAGAGGAAGAGAAAGCCAUUCCCCCUCAUGUACUCGUACUAUGGAACAGAGUAUCUUGGUGCAGCCCAUGGCCUCUCAUCGGUGCUGCAGAUGCUGCUGAGCUACCAGGACAUGCUCAGUUGGGCAGAGAAGGACCUGGUGUGGCAGAGUAUCGAUUUCCUCUUGAGCCAGGAGCAGAACUGUAACUGGCCUGUGGAGCUGGGCGCCAUCAUCGAGAGAGAGAACGAACUGGUGCACUGGUGCCACGGAGCCCCAGGUGUGGCAUAUCUUUUUGCUAAAGCCUACCUGAUCAAUAAGAAACCCCAGUAUCUGGACACGUGUAUCCGUAGUGGGGAGCUCGUGUGGCAGAAAGGUCUGCUGAAGAAGGGACCUGGGAUUUGUCACGGAGUUGCAGGGAGCGCUUAUGUCUUCCUCCUGCUUUAUCGUCUCACAGGCAACUCGAAAUACAUCUACCGUGCUCAGAGGUUUGCAGAGUUCCUCUUCACUGAGGAGUUUAAGGCAGGCUCCCGCUCAGUGACCAGUGUCUACAGUCUGUUUGAAGGUCUGUCGGGGACUGUUUGUUUCCUGGUCGACCUCCUGCAGCCAGACCAGUCAGAGUUCCCUCUGUUUAGUGUCUUUGUGUAAAUGGACCCCGGGUUACUGCCAUUCAGACAUCACUCCCUCCCUCUGAAAUCCCUCAAUAACUGGAUUGGUCGAAGCACAGUCUUUACGAACCUGAUCAGAGUGGGAGUGGAGGGAUGGAUGGUGUUUGUUUGGGAGUUAGAAAAUCACAUUUGAGUACAGUUGCAGUAGAAAAAUUAGUUUUGUGUCUGUACUAAAGUGGCUGUUCAGCUUCCAGGCUUUACCAGAUUCAUUCCACUUACUGUAACGUUGCUCAUUUCAAUUUACAAUGUAGUCAAUUGCACUAAAGCAGAGGUUUUCAAACUGUGAGAGCGAAGGGGAGGCGUGGGGGGAAGGACGUGAGGCAAAGGUACCACAUGAGGUGAAUUUGAGUCAAAAAUGUACUCUUUCAGUCAUAAUUCAGUCAAAUCUGAACACAGAGACAUGAUACACAUAUGUUUAGAUUCAGUGUGACUUACACUUCCCGAGGAUAUUAUUAUCUCCAACGUCACAAAUAAACAUCCAUAAAUCAGCUUGGAAAUCAUAGAAAAAAAGACACUCCUUAUAGCUCCAGAACUUGCCUGAGAAUCAUUAUGCUAUCAUGUUUUCUUCUGUAUCAAAGUAAUGCAGUGAUAGUUGUCAGUGCAAAAAGGAACUGCUAAUAGCUAAUUUGCCAAUUUGCCAAAAUGUUAAGCUAAAAAACAAACAUAGGCUAAUAAAUGGCCUAAAGUUGUGGCCCAGGGGGCACAGUUGUCCCGAUUUUGUCUGUGGGUGGUGUCUGCACAGUUUUGAAAAGUGGUACUGCUGCUGUUGAUUGAAAUCGCAGCAUAUUCUACGAAGAUGCUGCUCUCAGGUCAGAAACACACAUGCACGCAUACCAUUGACAGCUACAAUAAAUCACACCCAAGUCACACAAAAGAAAAACAGAAAAGAGAAAAACAAGUGUCACAUAAUGCCUUUAAAAUUUUUCUACCACUUCACCAGCUCAGCGUCACGUAUCGCAGACCUUUGAGUUCAUGUCUUUAGGGUAGGUCAUUUCUCAAAUUAUUGUUGACACAACCUUCAACGACAAAUAUAAUGGAGGGAUUUUGAUACUGAACUUGUAAAAUCGUCAAAGCUUGGUAGAGAGGUACAACCAACAGAUAAUAAGGGAAAGAACUGUAGAUUAAUGUCUUAUUAAUAGUCUCACUUUGUUUGCGCUGUGCAAUAUUACAGACUCAUCUGUUUGAACUGAGGUUACACCGUGUGUAGCAUUGUGACAGCUGUUUGUCUUUAAAAUGUUAUAUGUUGUAAUUUGCUAUGACUUUUACCAUGUGUAAAGAAAAAAAAACAAUGGAGUAUGUUAGACUGUAGACUGUGAAUCUCAGUUAUGUAAAUUACAUUCGAUGGAGGAUUUCUUCACAUAAAUGUGAUAAUGAGGGCUUAAAAACACAUUUCUAGCAUUUGAACAUGAUCACAUCUCUCAGAGUAAAAAUUAUAUUGACAACAUUGAAAACUGAAAAUGCUUUGGGCAGCGUUUGGUACAUGAUAAGAAAGGUGAAUAACAGCAAACCAAAGGAUGCUCCCAAUGCUAAUUGUGCCUGUUGUGGAACAUUUAUAAGCUGUGUAUGUGUUGUUUUUGCAUUUGCAACAACAAAGUCUAAAGGAUUAUUGUUAUUAAUAAAGUAUCUGGAGUUUUUCUUGAAAA